Molecule: messenger RNA, 477 nt
Organism: Trichomonas vaginalis G3
Lineage: Eukaryota; Parabasalia; Trichomonadida; Trichomonadidae
Product: protein of unknown function, DUF4106 family
Exons: 1
Coding region: 1-477 (158 amino acids)
Source: RefSeq, a predicted model, not a curated record
AUGCCACGUAAGCUACGUAAGAAUAUACGUAAGAGGAAGGGAGCAUUGAAACAUCCAAUAGUAAAACUGACACCACAACAACAGUUGCAACAACAAAUGAUGAAUGACCCCACUAUGUUGCAACAAAUGUCAAGCAACCCUAUGCUUUUAAACCGAGUUAUUGGUGCACAGAGUGGGGGUUUAAGAGCGGCACUUUUAGCGAAAAUGGCAGGCUAUGGUGGAGCUGCAGACGGAACAGCUUAUAACCCUCAAAGUCAAAUGAAUUUGAGUUCACUCAAAAAUCAAAUAACAGAUGUCAAAAAGUCAAACAUAGACAUACAGAAACAAAUAAGUGAAAACGAAAAGAAACUAGAAUAUGACAGACAGACAAAGAAACUAAAUGAGUUAAACGUAGAGAAAAAGAAGAAAGAAGAACAACUGAAAGAACUAAGUACAGAGGAAUAUGCGAAAAAGUGUCAGAAAAAGCAGCAGAAGUAG